AUGGCCCACGUCUUCUCACCUAACCAUAUCGAACUUAUGGCUUUCUUCGGUAUCAGAGAAGAGCCAUUUAACUCUAUUGUCAUUGACUCUUUGGCGACUGCAUUCUUGAGAUUAAGAGUAGGAGAAUCGAAUAAAGGUAUCGUCGUUAUUCGAGCUGGCGAGCAUGGGUCGCUGUCCAUGCAAAUGGGCAGAUCACUACACUGGCAAAGACCAUAUUACGCUUCUGAUUCAGAUAACUCGAGCAGCAAGAUAGUUGACACUACUGGAGCAGGUAAAGCCUUUCUAGGAGGACUUGCAAUGGGCUACUUGAAGAGUAGGGAUCAUGUCGAAGCAUCGCAUUAUGGUGCUGCAGUGGCUAGUUUCAUGCUUGAACAAGUGGGUCUUCCAUCGCUCACUUACGAUGAGGUCACGGAGAAGGAGCUCUGGAACAAUGACAACCCGUACAGGCGCCUCGAGUCGCUCGAAGACUGA
Lithohypha guttulata is the source of this 471-nucleotide messenger RNA. RefSeq lists its product as uncharacterized. Lineage: Eukaryota; Fungi; Ascomycota; Eurotiomycetes; Chaetothyriales; Trichomeriaceae. The record is from RefSeq and is a predicted model, not a curated record. The transcript has a single exon. Bases 1 to 471 code for a protein of 156 amino acids.